UGCACCAUUAAGCUCUCUAUUAAGGUGGAGAAUCCUAGGAGCAUCUCUAUGCUACUAGUCUUCCAUACAUGCCACAUGUGCAGCCGCCAUGUUGUCACCUUGUUGGCGCCAUGUCAUCUGCCACAUGUGACAGUGGUUUGGGGUGUACACGGAGUACUGGAAGAUGGGCUUCAAGUUCCUCAUUGACCCGCUGCUGUACGCGUUGUACAGGAGCCUCAAGUGCUCAGUCGGGCGUCUGUCUCCUUCAGUGAUCAUGCACGCGUCGUUCUCCCUUGUUUCUUUGCUCAAAAAUUCAAAGAAGCAAAUUUCUCUCUUCUUUCUCUUCCCAAAAAGUUGAAUACACCAAAAUUUCCCUCUUCUUUUAAAAGUCUCAAAUUACCAAAUACAUUACUUUACUUUAUUUAUAUGUAAUUGAUAAUUAUAUUGAAUAGUUAAAUUAACCAAAAUUUUAAUUUAUAUAUUAUAUUAAUAUUGUCCAUGAUCUCAACUAUUAAUUCUUAAUUAUUAAUAUUGACAUUGUGUUGAUUUUAUAUUUUAUAUUUACUUUUUUAAUUUUGUUAAAGAACUUAGUGUUCAAGUGACGUUCAUGUUUAAAUUUUUGUAAUUUUCUUAAAAUACAUAAUAUCACGUGAGUUUCAUAUUUUUUAAAUUUCCUAUACGAAAUGAAAAAAUAAUUUUAUCUAAGUUUAGAAUGAAAAAUUUUAUUUUGAAAAACUAUGUAUUGUAUAAUAUAAUAAUAAUUCAAGUGGAUUAGGUGAAGUUCGGGUUGAGUUGGUCGGGUUACGGGUUAAUCGGGUUUGGGUCAAUCGGGUUUGGGUUAAUCAGGUUGCAGGUCGGGCGAGUUACGGGUUGUUUACUUUUAGUCAAUUCGGGUUGCGGGCGAGUUAAUCGGGUCGGGUUCUGUUUUGACACCUAUAGCAGUUUGCUCGAGACACUGAGAGAUCAUACUCCAAGAUGGAUCUUUGUACCCAGGCCUAUCGUGAAAUAGAGGAGAUCUCCUGAGCAUUAAGAAGAGCCUCGAGGAUCUUGAGAAAUCUUAUGCACAUCUUGCUCAAGAUCACCAUUCUGCUACUAUACUAGAAGAGGAGGAGGAAGACGAAGUUGUCACAGAGAGCUCCCGUGAUGAUCCUGAUAAAAAAUGUCCUGUCGUAGCCGAACACACCUUCCCACAUCCCACACCGAGCUUUGAAGAGGUGGGCAUGAGCAAGGGAGAUGCAAGAUGAUCUCAUGAAAGAAAUUGUUUGGCGACUUGCUCUCCAAUCCGUGCUAGAAGAAGAAGAGCGAGAAAGGAUGGGGAAAGAAGUUGUGGAGGAUGACGAAAGUCUUGAUCUUUUCCCAGGGGCAAUACCACAUUUUGAAGAGGGAAGGGGGGUUGAAAGAGCAAUUGGCAUCCAUGCUGGGGAUGAAGUUGAGGUGGAAGAGGCUUGCACCGGCCCUAUGUUACAAGUCAUAUCCCCACCAAACAUUGAGGAACUACUUGGCAAGGACCCAUUCGCAGUGUCUCUUUGCCUGACCAAGGCCACAUUGACAUCGGUCCCUCUUGUUGGAAGCGAUGGUGGUCAGUCAAUACGGUUAUAUCUGGUUUGGGGCAAUGAGACGAGAAGAAACGAAGAAGAGGUCUCGAGGGUGGAGAGUUUAGCUACAUCAAGUGCACGAGCCUUCAUCACCUGCUAUACCACAUGCUCGUGACUUGAGACUCCACCUCAUCAAUGAGAACCUCAACUUCAAAGAGGUUCUAGCAUGGACCGAAACUUAGGAUCCACCGUCCGGCUCAAGACGUGAAAGAAGCGCUUGUUGGGACUGGGAGGCAACCCAACCAGUCGGUUUGCAUUUCUUUCCCUAUUUCUCCUCGAUUGAGUCAGUUUUGUUCUUUGAUUUUAGAGUCAAUAACUUAACCUUUGUGAGAUUUUGUGUGGUAUUUGUGUUCCGACUACUCUCUCCUCCUGGAAUGCACUGCCUGCCCCGUCCACCAUCAUUCACAUGUGAUCUAGUAACUUCGUUCUACCCUCCUUAUCUUUCCUCCAUUGAGGACAAUGUCGUGCUUAAGUGUGGGGGGAUGUUCAAUUAUAUAUGCGUGUGAAUGUUUUGUUGUAUGUGUGUGUUUGGAGCCUAGUCCAAUGUCCAAAUUUUUAAAUUUGAGGGCUCUAAGUAUGUGUUCCCUGCAAUUUCCUACUCAGUAUGCUUUGAAUUGACAACCUUUAUAGUAUUAUGCAACCUAGGGAGGUAGUUGUAGCACUAUGGAGGAUGCUGAAGUAUAAGAUUUUUCCUAUCUAUCUCCCUACCGUGCCGGUUGAUUGUGUUAACUAGUAAAUAUAGGACAUUUGAUUCA
This is a messenger RNA of Linum trigynum, 2329 nucleotides long. The record is from the annotation of a GenBank genome assembly. Lineage: Eukaryota; Viridiplantae; Streptophyta; Magnoliopsida; Malpighiales; Linaceae.